This is a messenger RNA of Drosophila busckii, 1037 nucleotides long. RefSeq names its product MICOS complex subunit MIC27 (gene Mic26-27). NCBI's taxonomy places the organism in Eukaryota, Metazoa, Arthropoda, Insecta, Diptera, Drosophilidae. The record is from RefSeq and is a predicted model, not a curated record. The transcript has 3 exons. The coding region runs from base 130 to 801 and encodes 223 amino acids. Gene Ontology annotation, cellular component: MICOS complex. Gene Ontology annotation, biological process: cristae formation.
AUUCAGCUAUUUUCUGGCCAGAUUUGUCUAUUUUACAUUCAACUACAACUGACGACUCGGAGUUGGCAACACUGUUACGCAAUGUCAAACAUCUGAGGGUUAAACAUUAAUAAACGUGUUAACAGUAAAAUGCUGCGCACUGCCUCAAUGUUAGCUGCCGUUGCAGUCACCACGGCUGCAGCUCCACAAAAACCCACAUCGCCAGACACUUCACUAAUUUGCAGACCAUCAGAUCUGCCUAUUUACGGCUCGUUGCGGAAGCCAGUGCCAAAGAUUGAGCACAAACAGAGAGAGUCUCCACUGCACAAGACACUAGAAGAUGGUGUGCGAUAUGUGCGUCAGGAAGUAGAGUCUGGCUACAGUGCUGUAUCGAAGAAGACGGCGAUAGUGGGUGACUACUAUGAAACAGCUAAGGCGCAUACACAGCGCUCCAUCGAUAUUUUAAACGAGCCCCAGAACUCGCUACAUCGCAGCGGUGCCAUUGUUGUUGGUGGCCUGGCCGGCUUCAUAUUCGCUGCACGUGGCGGCUUCAUUAAGAAGGUUGUGUACACGUCCAUAGGAGCCGGAGCCGUUGCGUCGCUAUGUUAUCCGCGUCAAGCGGAGGAGAAUGUGCGCGUCGUACUCUACGAGGGACGCAAGAUAUUUGCUGUCGCUUAUAAUUUCGUCAAGGGCGUCAAGCCAGGAGAGGAGGUGCCCAUUGAGCCCAUACAGAAGUUUCCUACAUCAUUGCAGGAUCUAAAAUUUUUGGCAAUGGACCUAAUCGAUGAAGCGAAGGAAACGCUGUUUCCCAAGAAAAAGUAAAAACAAAUGCGAACGAGCAAUGCCGUUGAUCGUGCUACAGUUUUAGUCAAAUUGUAAUUGUGAUUAUAUGCAUAUAGUACAUAUAUAGUUGUUUCCAAUUCAAUACUUUGCAACUUCUGUAUGAAGUUAUCUUUUUUUUCGCUUCACUCUAUCGCUCGCGGGCCAUCAACGUACUGAAAUUAUUGGUACUUGUAUGCUAACGGCAAUAAACUCAAUUCGCGUUUCAAAAGUGAAAA